CAUAAUUAAGCUUGCACCACCAUUCUUUAAUUAGCUAGCCAGCUCCCCAUUGACCUGCCAUUGGUUUUUAGUCCGUUUCUCAUUUCUAUAUGUUGUUUUUCCAAAAGCUACGAACACUCCAUGUGCAUCGUCUUCACAACCCCUUGCUGCUUGUUACUGUUCUGCCACUACAGAAUCUUCUUUUAUCUAUUUUUAGAGAGAGAGAGAGAGGCGUGCACUCUAAUCAUGGACCUUCUUCUGCCACUUCAUCAUGUGCUUCAAUCACCCUCUCCCCACUUCCACCAUUAUUUUACAAUCUUCACCUUACCUUCGUAAUCAUUUCUUUUAAGGGAAAAAAAAUUGUGGAUUGCUAACAUUCAAAUUUCAACAAUGCUGCUAUACCUCACUUUUCAAACAACUUCGCAUCAAUUCAUUUUUGCGUGUAUAUAUCAUCAUCUGCCUUUCUCCACCUCUUAGUUUGAUUCUUUCAAUUACCAAAAAAAGGAACUACAUCAAAAUUUGGAAACCUUGCAAAUGAAAAGCAGCCCUGCAGCUUGCGGCCAGCAAUCUUGGUCCAUCAGCGACGACUCACUAAGAAGAUACGUCCAAUAUGCAAGCGAAAGCUGCAUACAGGAGUUGUUAAUGUCGGCUUCGGUCUCGGUUUCACCAGCUUCAGAGACGGACAAGUUGGGGAAUCGCAGUGAUGGAUGGAAGGUUCUGACCCUUGAAAACGGAGUGGAGAUAUCGAAGCGCAGGUCUGGAUCGCUUCACAUGUUCCGUAGCCGCUGGGUCCUCAGAUCUGUCUCGCCCCAGCAGUUCAUCACCGUCGCCAACGCCAUAGAUGCUGCCAAGCAAUGGGACAGUGAGCUUGUAGAAGGCAGAUAUAUUAAAGAUCUUGAAGAUAACUUGAGCAUUAUUCGUCUUAGGUUUGGAGACAACUCAAAGCCUUUGUUUAGAAAAAGAGAAUUCAUAGUGUACGAGCGACGUGAGACCAUGGAAGAUGGCACUCUGGUUGUAGCAGUGGCCUCACUGCCCAAGGAAAUUGCUGCAGGUUUGCUUCCACAGCAAAAUAAUGCAAUUAGAGGCUUUUUGCUGCAAUCAGGAUGGGUCGUCGAAAAGCUUGAAGAUAUAAACUCCUGUAUUGUUACUUACGUUGUUCAGUUGGAUCCUGCAGGAUGGCUUCCCAAGUGGUUUGUGAAUCGGCUUAACACCAAGCUAGUUAUGAUCAUUGAAGACCUUAGGAAAUUGGUUCAAACCACUGCACCACAUUGAUCCUAUAGCUAGUGGUGGAAAGAAAGAACAGAGUGCUAUUAUUAUAUAUGAUGCCGAUUAUAUAAUUUCAACUUGCUACUCUGUUAUGAUAUCUCAGUUUUACUUUCUAAUAUACUCAAAUUUACAUGAUAAAA
Messenger RNA from Gossypium raimondii (Peruvian cotton), 1385 nucleotides. RefSeq lists its product as uncharacterized. Gene Ontology annotation, molecular function: lipid binding. The coding region runs from base 514 to 1251 and encodes 245 amino acids. The transcript has 5 exons. The record is from RefSeq and is a predicted model, not a curated record. Lineage: Eukaryota; Viridiplantae; Streptophyta; Magnoliopsida; Malvales; Malvaceae.